Gossypium raimondii (Peruvian cotton) is the source of this 2023-nucleotide messenger RNA. RefSeq lists its product as uncharacterized. The coding region runs from base 1238 to 1507 and encodes 89 amino acids. Gene Ontology annotation, biological process: ubiquinone biosynthetic process. Gene Ontology annotation, molecular function: lipid binding. The transcript is spliced from 3 exons. Lineage: Eukaryota; Viridiplantae; Streptophyta; Magnoliopsida; Malvales; Malvaceae. Gene Ontology annotation, cellular component: mitochondrial inner membrane. The record is from RefSeq and is a predicted model, not a curated record.
ACUAUAUUACAUUUAAAAAAGUCAUCUGCGAAUCGUAAUUCGGAACUCAAGGUGAAGAAGAUCGACAAACAAAUGUAUCGAACGGCGGCGAAUUGCCUCCUCCGCUUCCGUAUUCUCAAAUCGGUCAUUAUGGUUUUCCACUACCGCCGACCCUCAAACAUUCCCUAAUAAAAUCCUCCAUGCAUCUGAUUCUUCCACGUCGUCAUCUUCGACGGACAGGGACGAUCCGCGUCACCGAAGAAGGAAUCCAAAAACCGAUUACGAGGAGGAGCAAGCUCGUAUGCUGCAAUCCAAAAACCGAUUUUUUUUUUGGUAUUUUAUGAUUGUUUUGAGUUUACAAAUUAAAAUUGGAUUGAUUGUUAACUUAGAUGAAGUUCGGAUUGAGUGAAUAAGCGAUGAUAGCUGGUGCAAAGGAAAUUGGGGUUUCGCCUUCAAUUGUGGGAUAUUUCCCUCGUAAAGCAGCUGCCCUUGUCUGCGUAAUUUACUUCGAUUUCGAUUAUUAUCUGUUCAAAUUAGGUUGGGCAUUACAAUUUACAAAGAAUUUGAUAGUUCUUAUGAUGUAGAGAUUCUUAUACCUUUGUGUGCUGUCAUUUUUCUCCUAGUUCGAAAGUGAGUAUCGGAUAUGAAUAUGCGUUUGGUAUAAGCAUGCUCAAUAUUUUUUCAAAUUUUUUUGUAUAUUUGGAGGAUUAUAGUCCGUACUCGUGCUGGAUUAUGCAUCAGAUAACAUAGUUUCCUCCUACCAGUUCCUAGAUCCUUGAUUUGGUAGAUUUGCUCUCGUAUUUGAAGUUUCUAUAUCGUGCUGCUUCCACGAGAAUCGAACUGUUGGUUUCCUAUGUAUCUCACUGUUGGAUGCGUGCUUUACUUUCAGUUAGUAUGUUCCGUUUUCCUCCAAUUUCUGACAACGACAAUAUUUUUCUUUUUCUUGAUUUGCCAUUUUUCAUGGAUGACUGCUUACAAAGGCUAAUUGAUAGAAUUGAUUCCAAAGAGGAAUCACAUCAUUUUAUUCCUAGCCAACGCAUCUCAAAGCUCGUAAGGAUUCGCCUACAAAUGCAAGCGCCCUACAUACUGAAAUGGCCUUAAGUCCUCAGUAUUCGAAUACGAGACCUUAUACCUAUUUCUCUUGUCAAUGGACUAGUUUACUCAGUAAAAUUCGAACCCUUUAAAACAACUAUUUUUUUCACAGCAUUCUUUGUAGGCGCAUCCAUUGAAUGUUCCGGCGAGUUUCAAGCAGAAAGCAAUGCUGGUUGAUGAAAUCUGGCGCACCACUAAAGAUGAGGACUCUGAUAUCGAUUGGUAUGUUAAGCGCACUGUCCUUGGAGGGAUAUACUCAACAACAGAGAUUUACAUGCUGACUCCCCGGGUUUAUUUCCUUAACCUGUUAAAGACGCUUUUGGUUUCAAGAAGACAAUCAGGAGGCAUCGUAUUUGGUAGAAGCUGUUCGUGCCGGAAUGGGGAGUUCAUUGCAAGGAUUUGUAGGCAAAGUGUUAGAGAGAUGAAAAAAAGCUGAUGUGAAUAUGUUCGCUUCAUAUCUGGACGACUAGCAUCCGAAUCGACAUUACAUUUUCAUCAACCAUAAAAAAACAGGUGAUUUCACAAUUAAAGUCGUAGGAUUAGGAUAGUCCUUCGGUGGCUCUCGAUGUUUCUAUGGUCAAAUAUCAUUUAGCACAAAGCCGUUGAUCUCCCAGAGUUUAGUUUUCAUAUUAUGCUUGUCGAAACCAUUUUUUAACGGGAUUGACUUGGAUUUUGAAAAAUAAAAUGAGUAUGGGAGUCGCCACCAAUCUUUUUUGAUGAUGUGUGAUUGAGCCACCUUGAAAAAUGUUUGCAGUUUUGGUCUAUGAAAAUCAGAAAACGGGUUAGGGAGUCGGUUACGUAUGAGGGAGGAUUAGUGUCUUAGUGUCGAAGAUUGAAAAUUUUGAAGAGUUUAAAAAAUGACAAUUUGUCAAAACAUUGAGAAUUUUUGAGACAAAGACAUAUUUUCUCAUUAAUCGAGAAAGAGAAUUACAUCCUGUAAUUUAGGAUGCAA